GCAGGCGAAAGAGAUCGUGGAUUCGAUUGACAAGAAAUGCAACCGCAAUCGCGGCAGUUUGGAAAUCAGGUACUCGGUGAAAUCUCGCCGUACACCUUCGACUUUGCACUGACGGGAAUCGCAGUCGCCGCAUUCCUCAUUUUCGCGAUACGGAUUUUGACGAACCUCAUUCGCAGAAACACAACCGGAAGAAGCGGAGUAUCAAUGAUGAUUCCGGAAGAUAUUCGGGUGCUGACCGAAGAAGUGUUGCCAGCGGUGGAACGUAACUGGACUCAGGUACCGCCUUUCGCACCGGAAGUCGCGCAACUCGGAUUUUUCAUGCUUUGGGAUUUCUGGAAACAGAGAUUAAUCAAUUGGGACAAUGAUAAUCCACGCAGAAUUUGCAAAAGCUACAAAACAGUGAACAGCGACCAAAAACUACGUUUCUACAGCGCAAUGAAAUCUUGGGAAUAUUUGGCAAAACUUGGCGUAUCUUGGAUUCAGCCGUAUCUUAAAGCCACCAGAAGUGGACUUGAAGGUUUCCGUUGCGAGGAAUUACCCAACGAGCUUUUAAAUUGAACUGGAAUCACAUGAAAAUCACCGUUCGCUUCGCUAUUUCGAUCUCAAAAAUAUCAGAACAUAAUUUUGAACAUGUCCUGUGAAUAACUCAGCUCAAAAACAGUCUGCCAGUGAAGUAUAUCGGUAAAUUCAGAUCUGGAAAUGACUGAUACGGAUCGCCGAGAAAAACCCUUGAAUUAGAGCAAUGAAAAGCGCAGCAUUUAGCGUUGUGUCGCCGUCACACCUCACAAAGAUUAAUUGGCGACAGAGACUGUAAUCUAUCUCAAAAACCGCAAGUUCCGCUAGAAUAUCCACAAAGCCGUGACGAAGACUGAACUAGGGAUCACUCGGACCGGAACAGAAGCUCUUUUUCACUGCCGAAUCCAAGCGAAAUCCCCAACAGUGAUUCUCCGGAGUCCUUCGGUGCACGUGAUUCACUGUCUUCGCGUCCAAAAUUCAUUACCAGUGAACCAAAACUUCGGUGAGAAGUUCACACCUUGACACGUCACAGUGGUGAUGAGGGAAUGGAGAACUAUCAGGAAUCCGGAUCAGUGAAGGAUCUCAAAAAUCAAUUGAGCCAUCGACAAGGAUACUACCCUUUGUAUCAGCCUCCGACUUACUUGGGAACCAUUUCCGUGCAAACAUUUGACGUCGCACUGACUGGAAUCGCUGUCGUGGCCUUCCUCACGUACGCACUUCGAUUACUUGUCACGGCCAUUCGCGGUACUGGACGAAAGAAAAGAAGUGCUUCCAAUGGAAAUAUUCCAGAACACUUUCCACCCUUGAGUGAUUUCAUGGAGACACUGCCGAAAUUUGCGCCGGAAUUCGGCAUCACGGGAUUGGAGUUGCUUGUCGAUUUCUGGACUCACGAGGGCAAAUUCCAAAUUUGCUCCCAGUACACACGCUUGGGUAAUUCGACUGGAUCGGAAAAUUACCAGAGAGCUCUUUUCUUGACAACACCUGAAUACAAUCCCACUGCUGCUGUUGGCAACCAGCAGCAACAGCAAAUUGGUGCAGGGGUUUCAAGUUCAGGACAAGGCUUGUAUCAGCAGCAAGGACAGGGUCAAACAAACUUUCCAGGAGCACCUGGAGUAUGGCUCCUGCCAUCUGGAGCUGUUGCAUCUAAAAACCAAUAUGGCAAUUCUUUAUUGGAACCUCUGCAGCAGCAGGAAAACUCCUUGAGGACAUCCAGUCUAUCAUGGCCAAGCUCUUCAUCCUUUGGCAGCAUCUCACCAGCAGCAGUUGCUCCAAGACCCCUUGACAGUGGACUGAACCAACUGUUUUCCUUUGACAACAUCCUAGUGUCCAUCUCCUUCUUGUCCUUCUCAGCCUUCCUCAUAGUCUACAUCAUCAGACUCAUCAAUCCUGCUGCUGGGCGCAAAAACAGGAUGGCACUUGAUGAUGCAGAGCCACUACCUGAACCAAGUUUCCUGGAGGUGCUACUGGACCCACAGACCAACAUUCAGAUCCUGGUGGAAGCAGUUGGCCAAAUUUUGGACAAGCUCUACUUCACAGUGAACCUCCAGAUGGAAAAAAGAGGAAACCCUGAAUACAUUGCUGCACUAAUUGCAGCAAGUGGGUUUGCUGAGAACAUGUUUUGGUUGGUGGCAGAGCACAGACUGAAAACUGUUUACAGUCUGAAUGCUGACAUUGCUCCACACUUGGUUUCUUACCUAAGGAUUAUUGAGAGGGGGGAGAAGCUUGACCAGCACUAUGCA
This is a messenger RNA of Notodromas monacha, 2255 nucleotides long. NCBI's taxonomy places the organism in Eukaryota, Metazoa, Arthropoda, Ostracoda, Podocopida, Cyprididae. The record is from the annotation of a GenBank genome assembly.